This is a messenger RNA of Cyprinus carpio (common carp), 1499 nucleotides long. Its product is annotated as gastrula zinc finger protein XlCGF8.2DB-like. Gene Ontology annotation, biological process: regulation of transcription by RNA polymerase II. Gene Ontology annotation, molecular function: DNA-binding transcription factor activity, RNA polymerase II-specific; RNA polymerase II cis-regulatory region sequence-specific DNA binding. The transcript is spliced from 3 exons. The coding region runs from base 364 to 1353 and encodes 329 amino acids. The record is from RefSeq and is a predicted model, not a curated record. Lineage: Eukaryota; Metazoa; Chordata; Actinopteri; Cypriniformes; Cyprinidae.
AAAACUCGAGAGAAGAAGAACACCAAAAGAAGAAGAAGAAGAUCUGUGCGCCGAAGAAAGUCAAACAAUUUUUUUUGUUGUUUGCGUUGUUUUUUAGUCAUCAAACUGGAGACCACAGGACAAGUCGACUGAACAGAAGGAGGGAAAGCGCGUUAUGGCUCUGGUUUAAAAGCAGCGGCUGGAUUUGAAAAGCUGUUCGUGGAUUUCGCUGUGGAUUUAUUGUGUUAAUAACAUUCCUGUAAAUUACCGUCGAAGACAAGAGGAGGUACAUUUCUGUCCAAUACAAACUGUCGUGACUAAGUUUUGAAGCAAGCAGGAAUAUCUGGAGGAGUAUCAUCUGAACUGAGAUCUGCUGCUGUGAAGAUGGAGUUUGUUAAAGAAGAGAAUGAAGAGAUCACAAUUGAACCAGAAACCCGGAGAAUAAAACACGAGGAACCAGAAACCUGGAGAAUAAAACACGAGGAACAAGGAGGCCUGAUGAAAAUGAAAGAAGAAAGACGAGAUCUGAAAGAGGUGGAUGAGAAAUAUCAGGAUCAGAACGAUCAUGAUGUCGAAGAAAAAUCAGUGAGUUGCAGCAUUGAAAAAACAGAAGUCAAAAGGCCUUUCAGCUGCUCUCAGUGUGGAAAGAGUUUUACACAGAAAAGACACCUUAAGAAGCAUUUGGUAACUCACUCUUCAGAAAAGCCUUUCAUCUGCUCUCAGUGUGGAAAGAGUUUCAUGUGUAAAGCAAACCUUAGGAAUCACAUGUUAAUUCAUGCUGGGAUAAAACCUUUCAGCUGCUCUCAGUGUGGAAAGAGUUUUACACAGAAAGGACAACUUAAGAAUCAUUUGGUAACUCACUCUUCUGAAAAACCUUUCAGCUGCUCUCAGUGUGGAAACACUUUCAUUUGUAAAGCAAACCUUGAGAACCACAUGUUAAUUCAUACUGGGAUAAAGCCUUUCUCCUGCUCUCAGUGUGGAAAGUGUUUUACAUAUAAAUCAUCCCUUAAUAGGCACAUGUUAAUUCAUGCUGGGAUAAAGUCCUUCAUCUGCUCUCAAUGUGGAAAGAGUUUUACACUGAAAGAACACCUUAAGGGUCAUUUGUUUACUCACACUUCAGAAAAACCUUUCAGCUGCUCUCAGUGUGGAAAGAGUUUUACACAUAAAUCUAUGCUUAAGAGGCACAUGCUAAUUCAUACUGGGAUAAAGUCCUUCAUCUGCUCUCAAUGUGGAAAGACUUUUACACUGAAAGAACACCUUAAGGGUCAUUUGUUUACUCACACUUCAGAAAAACCUUUCAGCUGCUCUCAGUGUGGAAAGAGUUUUACACAUAAAUCUAUCCUUAAGAGGCACAUGUUAAAUCAUACUGGGUAGAAGUCCUUCAUCUGCUCUCAAUGUGGAAAGACUUUUACACUGAAAGAACACCUUAAGAUUCAUUUGUUAACUCACACUUCAUAAAAGACUUUUAUCUGCUGUCAGUGUGGAAGGUCUUUGACAAAUAAAGGAUACCUUGAGAAUCA